AUGAAACCAGAAUUCUCUCAAGAACAAACAACUUUCUUGGAGAAAGAAAUGCAAAAAAACAACAUGAUUAUUAAUACAGAAACUCUAUCUUUAGAAGAAGGAAAUAUAGAUGACUUUACAGAAAAUAUGAUUUUAGAAGAAACAACUGCAGACCUUCGAACUAGAAAGUCAUAUACAGCUUUGGCAAAAAUACAAAUACCCUUUACUCAAGAACAAUAUAACAGUUAG
Messenger RNA from Cetraspora pellucida, 228 nucleotides. Lineage: Eukaryota; Fungi; Glomeromycota; Glomeromycetes; Diversisporales; Gigasporaceae. The record is from the annotation of a GenBank genome assembly.